Messenger RNA from Xenia sp. Carnegie-2017, 5705 nucleotides. Its product is annotated as protein virilizer homolog. The record is from RefSeq and is a predicted model, not a curated record. Bases 17 to 5530 code for a protein of 1837 amino acids. The transcript has 56 exons. Gene Ontology annotation, molecular function: RNA binding. Lineage: Eukaryota; Metazoa; Cnidaria; Anthozoa; Malacalcyonacea; Xeniidae. Gene Ontology annotation, cellular component: RNA N6-methyladenosine methyltransferase complex.
UUGAAUUCAAUCCAAGAUGGCGGUCCCAAUGGACAACGAAGGAAGACACGGUCAUUGCUUGUUGUUUUAUGAUACCUUUAAUCAUGAACAUAACGAGGAAAUGCAUUUAGAUUUGGUCAGUUUUCGCAGUCCUGUCUGCAUUACCGAAGUUCGUGUCAUUCCAAAUGGCGCAAGACCUCAUGUUGCUAUUGAUAGACUUGGUGAAACUCAUCCAUCUUCUUUCAAACUGGAGCUGUUCAAUAGAAACCUAAACAAAUCACAGGCAGUGACAUUUGAAAAACUUGGAGUGUUGGAUUAUCAUGAAGCAUUGAAUUAUCAUUUGAACACAAAUUCAGAGGCGGCUACAGAUGUGGUUGUGUUAAGAGGAUGGUAUACAAAACUCACUGUCUGUCUCUAUGGUUACCUCACAAAAAUUCAAGAACCUUUACCUGUAACCACUCCAACUGAACCCCAACCCAUGCCACCUUCAGGAGAAGUUAUUUCUUCUACUGUUAAAGAUGAAGAGGCUAAAGAACCAGUGGAGAUUAAGAAAGAAGAAGAGCAAGUUGAUGUUGAGGUGAAAACUGAAGAUAAGGCGAAGGUUGAGGAAGCUGUAGAAAUUAAGAAGGAAGUCGAAGAAAUGAAAAAUAUUGAAGAAAAAGAAAAAGACAGUCCGCAAAUCAAAAAAGAAAAGGGAGUUGAAGAAAAUGUUGAAGAUGAAGUAAAACAAAGUCCAAAGAAGUCUCCUGAGCCUGUCGACGAUUUGUUCGAACCGCUGACACCAGAUAAGUCGCCCACUGACCUCUUUAUCUCGGAUGAAGAAGAUUUAGAGCAGGAUGGUUAUGAAGCAAUUCUUAGCGAGGAAGAGAUUAUGGAUGACGAUAGACCUUUCGAUGAUACGGACGGUCUUGAUUUCCAGUUGUAUGGAGAAGACACUUGGAUGUCUGUAUCUGUCAGUUUUAAUCCAUAUCAAUGUGAUCUUUCCUCCCUGAAGUCAUUUCCUGAAGCCAACCCAGCCUCUUUGCUUUCCGUAGAAAUGGUCGACCAACAAAGCAUUGAAGAAAUGGAAAAAUUACUUGAAGAAUAUAAAAACGAAGAAAAAACUGCCAAGUCUGUAGAACUUUUGGGUAACAUCAGUGAUUCAAAAAUCAUUCCUACGCUUUCUGCUUCCUUUGUACGUAAAGACUUGUUGCUUACUUUGGUUGAUAUUGCAAUGGACGCCAUUGAUCUUGACGAAGCCCAAAGUUUUCCCAUUGCUGCCAACAUUCGUCGCUUGAAGUUCGGCAUGAAUCUCGUUUCACAGCUUUGCGAGAGCGGGGACAAAACCUGUGAAAUGUUAAUUGCAAAAAACGUCCAAGAAAAGUUGUUUGAUUUGUUGAACGCACAGCACAUGUCUUCAUCUGUUAAAUUGGCUGUUUUGCAGGCUCUUCAUAGUUCUGUUGAAUAUCCUGUUGGGAUAAAAGCUCUUGUCGAAAGGCAAAAACAGGAUAAGACGGUGGAAAGUAAGAAAAACGGUUAUGAAAAACUCAUUGAAUUACUUCUAUCUGAACAAGCUAUUCGUGUGAUCGCAGCCGGCACGAGUUUGAUCAACAGAGUGCAUAUUUAUGAAAUGUUAGGCAAUCUUCAAGAAACCGUUGACAGUAUUAUAACAAACACGAGCGUCCUAAUCCAGUCGAGGAAGGACACAGCUCAAAGUAACCAUGACGACAACGAAGGCAAUGUCGAUGUGGACGAAGAAAAUGGCGUCAUUGAUCUACAGGAUUUUGUGAAUGCCGAGCAGGAGGAAAUAAUCAUCGGUUGUCUCGAGGAAGUGUUCAACGUUCUUGUGAACGCAAAAGAUUUGUUGAUCCAUUCACAUAUGCAGUCAUUUCCAAAAUGCGUGAAAGUUUCGUCGACCGAAAGGGAAACAAAAACCCGCACACUAUCCUUUAUCGAAUGUUCACGGACAGGUGAGAAAACAUCCAGAAAACUUCUUCCAUCGAUUCUUGUCUUGUUCAGUACUCCAGUUGGAUUUAUUCCGCCAGUGUUCACAGCUAUAAGGGAUAUCUUCUUUCAUCUACUCCAGUCACACGAAGGUUUGCUGUAUCUCUCAUCUGACCCAGACUCCACGAAUGAAAUCAUAAGGAUAUUGGCGCAGACUGAAACAGAUUUUCACUACAGCGAAUCUCCAUCGUUACAAGACUUUCUUCGUGAUCCGAGUGCAGCUGAUCAUUGCACUUCACAACAUUUGGGUUUGCUUUUGAUAUACCAUCUACAGACAUUACAAGCGAUCGACCAAUUAAAAUCUUCACACGGCCCUGAUUUAUCCGGCGUUGAUUUGGAUGGUGCCGAUAUUUUGUCGACCCUACAUUCACUUUAUUCAAUGACAUUCACUGCUUUGGGUAAAGCAGCUGUCACAAGUGUUUUAGGAAUGGGCUCGAAUUUAGAAUGUUUGUUACCAUUUGUUGAACAUGCAGAAAAGUCAAACUUCGACGUCAAGGACUCAAAGUCUAAGAAAAGCGUUUCCAGUAAAUAUGCGUCAGUACUGAUUCUCUUAACAAUUCAAGGUUUGGAAAAUGUCAAACUUCUGAACCAGUUUGGUGAGAGGAUGUGGAAAAUCGGAGAAGAUAAAGAGUCGGCUUUAGGACAACUUAGUCACUGGCUUAGUCCCGUCAAGGAUCUGAACUUCGAAGUAAUGUCGGUACCAGUGCUUCUAGAGUACGUCAAAAGUAAAGUGGAUGAAUUGAGUCAACCGAACGUGGCCUGCGGUAUACUAACAGCAAUUCGUGUAAUACGUUAUCUUACUGUACCAAAACGUACCAGCUCUGUUGAAGGUCUACAAAAAGAUCUUACCUACAAUGUCGCUUGUAUACAAUUAUUCUCUGCUAACGCGAUGGACGUGUUUAUCAAACUUGCUCAGAAAGUGAACGAUUAUUUAAAGAGACCGUGGUUACUGGGACAGCCAUUUACGAGUGGUCAUUGUCUGCAUGUUGUGUCGAUAUUGUUGCCUUUAUUGGCAUGCUUGAAUCAACUGCUUGCUGAACUGCUUUCUACCAACACUUAUCAGUAUAAGGACACGAGACUGUUGUCCGAACUUAUGACGUUGUACAGCAUCAUGCGCUCGGUCUCAGGCUCCCUUUCCUCGAUCGCGCAGAAGAUUCAAAAUGAAAUAGUGAAUUUGUUGAUGACGUUCACCCGACCAGUACUUCUAACGACGGACGCCGAGGAGGCCAUCAAUAGCAGUGUUUGGCUGUUAAUGCUUAAGGAACUUUUACAAUACACGAUGUCUAGACCCCAGUUCUUUCUUGGUGGUCUCUCCCUCCUCUCAGAACUCCUUCCCAUUCCUCUACCUAUAAACACGCUCGAGGAUUUAACGGAAGAGGACGUUGAAAAACUCGUGAAACAUCGCAUCAUUUGGAGUGCUCACCUUAAUCCCCUAACUUCCACGAUACAAGGGAUGCUGAGGGAUUUCUCGGGAUCAUGUUGUCACAGUCUGCAGUUGGUUUUGAGACGAGUUUGUUGUCAGUUAGCGGAUAUUUCCCCUUCUAUGGCCUUGACUGUCGUGAGGACCUUACUUGAAGUCGUAGAUAAGGACAUUUCUAAUCAAGAAAAAGAAGGGAAAAAAGAAACGGAAGACGGUAUUAAUGAACAGGAGACGCCAAUGACAUGCAGUGGUCAUGCUAUGCGUGUUAUAACAUUGAUUGCGUACCUUUCAUCUCAACCAGCGGUGAAAUCAGCUUUACUCUUCUUCUUAAAACCAGGUAAUGUGGACGAAGUUCCUUUCCCGAAUCUUCUGAAAGGCUUACUUUGUUAUCUGAAGAUUACCUCAGAGGAACUUGCGCAAUCUCGUCUAAAAUAUUGUAUUGUUACAAUCAUGCAAUCCUUGUGCGAUCCGCAAAUUAGUCUAACGCUGUUGAACGCACCAUUUUCACUGAACCAGCUUGGUGAUUCAAUGCCCGACCGAGAAAUGUUUUCAUCCAUCUGUUCUGCCCUGCUAGAAAAUAUCGGCUCUAGUUCCCAGUCCUAUGCUACAAUCCUCCAAGUCCUGAGGACUAUAGUGACGUUAACAGAUCACGAUUAUGGGCUAUUUCACAUUAAACAGGCCUUGAAGAAAGACAACAAAGUUUUUUAUCGACUGUUUCAAAGACUCUGUUCAUCAUUUAAACCUGGAAUUCCCGGCCCAGACUCUUUGUCCACGCUCUCAACGGCAACUGAGCUGCUCCAGUUGCUAAUGCCGCCCAACACGCUCAGUUCGUUGAACAAAAUCGAAAAUCGUACGAAAUGUGCCGAAGUCUCCGAAAUGGACACGACAACUUCCGAAAAAGAUGGUAAAAUUAGUGACGAAGAUACAACGUCACAGUUCACUGAAGAAAGUACAGCGGUGUAUUCAAGGAAAAUAAACGUUUCCGUGAAAGAAUUUCAAGAGUUGAUGAAAAAUAGCGAAGAUGUGGAACAGCCCCUGGAAACACUGGAAGCACUUCUGGAGAAAAGUUGCAAAGAAGACGAGACUUUGGACACACUACUUAACGGAGUCACUUCAUUGAGAAAAAUUGAACGGGUUGAAAUCAAAAUGGUUGACACCAUUGAAGACAUCGAACCCAUUCUUUCUGCUGCGCAACCUCUACAAACUUUGUUCAACGUACGAGCUGCCUUCAGUUCUGGUGAUGACGUAAGUGGCAGGGUUAGUCCAACGUUGUGGUACUCUUCCCCUCCACCAGAUGACGUCGAUGUUGAGUCCGAACUGGUAAACUGUAACUUCGAAGAUAUCAAGAACAAAUACUUCCCAGAUUUCGACAUAAAAGCUGAACUUGACAAAGGUUUGAUGAUGUCAGUUGAAGAUUCGCCAAAACGGAAACACGGUCUAAAAAAGCUCGGCAAACGUAAAUUCGCGUCAAUGAUUCUGGAGAAGGGUGAUCCAGAAAAAAAAGCAAAACAAGACGCCCUAAAUCGUGGCCGAGGACGUGGCGGCAUGUUCCGAGGUGGACGUGGUGGAGCGAGAUACGACAACUUCCGAGCUCGCAUACAAAACACGAGUCGUCCACCGUCAAUGCAUGUUGACGACUUUGUUGCCAUGGAGAGUGGACGUGGUCGAGGACGUGGCAGAGGAGGACAGUCGCCUGGUAACGAGAGGUCCUCGGCACGACCUUCAAUACGCAAGAUCCAAGCGGUGAAUCGCAAUUCUCCGGACCAUCACAGAAUUGAAGGAUACUUACCGAAUGACGGUCGUUGGGGUAUGUCUGGAAUGUCAAGGAGGGAUGUGUCUAUUGCAGCCCAUCCGAUGCAUUCAUUUCGCAGCUCGGCUUGGGAACCUCGCCAGACUAUAGAUACCGCUGGAUUCUUAGAACGUGGUUUCCAAAGAACGGGCAACUGGGGGACACCUGCGACGGUCAAUUAUCGAGGUUUCCGUGAGACGACGUAUCGCGAACAACAGUUGCGCAGUGGUUUCUGGGCAGGACCUCAACAGGACGCCGAACGCAAAGACAACCGGUUGUUGCCUCCACAUCCUGGACAUUUUGAUAACUACAGAGCUGGUGGAGCACGUGGUAGACACAUGCGAUCUUUCACGAGAUAAGAAGUUAAUUAAGUGUAUAUUCUAUUAACUCCAUUUUGACUUGCAUGUCUGAAUUUCAAGGUCAGUUGGAUGUAAUAGUUGGUUAUAAUAUGGUAAGAAAAAGUAUUCUAUUCAUGGAAAGAGGGACUACCCUUCACCAUUGUCAUCUCAUAUUCAAUAUGAAGAUUGCUUUCCA